UGUAGAAUAUUGCAAGUGAAGACCGGCCGUAAGGAGGAGACAGUGGCACCGGACACAGCAAGCGUGUGCCGAGAGCCACACCCCUCACUUCAUCUCCGUCUCGCUCUCGCCAUGUCGAAGCAGGACGCCUCCGACGGCAUCCCUGCCGCCGAGGCGCCGGCCAAACGCCCUCCCCUCAACAAGUACGCCCUCGCCUGCGCCAUCCUCGCGUCCAUGAACUCCAUCCUCCUCGGCUACGUCAGGCUCUGAUUGCAGAUGUCUCGGUGAUGAGCGGGGCGCAGCUGUUCAUGAAGCAGGACCUCAAGAUCACGGACACGCAGAUCGAGAUCCUCGCCGGCAUCAUCAACAUCUACUCGCUGGUCGGCUCGCUCGCGGCGGGCCGGACGUCCGACUGGAUCGGCCGGCGCUACACCAUGGUGCUCGCGGCGGCCAUCUUCUUCGCGGGCGCGCUCAUCAUGGGCCUCGCCCCGAGCUACGCGGUCCUCAUGCUCGGCCGCUUCGUGGCCGGCGUCGGCGUCGGCUACGCGCUCAUGAUCGCGCCUGUGUACACGGCCGAGGUCGCGCCCACGUCGGCGCGCGGCCUGCUCACGUCCUUCCCGGAGGUGUUCAUCAACACGGGGGUCCUCCUCGGCUACGUCUCCAACUACGCCUUCCACGGCCUCCCCGUGCACCUCAGCUGGCGCGUCAUGUUCCUCGUCGGCGCCGUCCCGCCGGUCUUCCUCGCCCUCGGGGUCCUCGCCAUGCCGGAGUCGCCGCGGUGGCUCGUCAUGCAGGGGCGCAUCGGCGACGCGCGCCGCGUGCUCUCCAAGACCUCCGACUCGCCCGCCGAGGCCGAGGAGCGGCUCGCUGACAUCAAGAAGGCCAUCGGCAUCCCGGAGGGCGUCGGCGACAACAACGACGACGUGGUGGUCGUCGCCCUCAAGAACAAGGGGACCCAUGGCGAGGGGGUGUGGCGGGACCUGCUCCUCCGCCCCACGCCGCCCGUCCGCCGCAUACUGAUCGCCUGCCUCGGGCUCCAGUUCUUCCAGCAGGCGUCCGGCAUCGACUCCGUCGUGCUCUACAGCCCCCGGGUGUUCCAGAAGGCCGGGCUUCAGUCGGACAACAACUCGUUGGGCGCCACCAUGGCGGUGGGCGCCUGCAAGACGCUGUUCAUCCUGGUGGCAACCUUCUUCCUUGACCGCGUGGGGCGGAGGCCGCUGCUCCUGACCAGCGCGGGCGGGAUGGUGGUCUCGCUGGUGACGCUGGCCUCGGCGCUGCACGCGAUCGACCGGCAGCCCGCGGGGCAGGCGACGCCGCUGGCGGGCGUGAGCAUCGCGGCGGUGCUGGCGUUCGUGGCGUCGUUCUCGAUCGGCAUGGGCCCGAUCGCGUGGGUGUACAGCUCGGAGAUCUUCCCGCUGCGGCUGCGCGCGCAGGGGUGCGCGCUGGGCACGGCGAUGAACCGGAUCACGAGCGGCGCCAUCACCAUGUCCUUCAUCUCGCUCUACAAGGCCAUCACCUUCGCCGGGAGCUUCUACGUCUACGCCGGCAUCGCCGCCGCAGGGUGGGUGUUCAUGUUCUUCUUCCUGCCGGAGACGAGGGGCAGGAGCUUAGAGGACACAGAGAAGCUCUUUGGCGGCGGCGGCGGCCAGGACAGCAGCAGGGAAGAUGAAGGUGAUGCGCCGAAGAAGUCCACGGAGUUGACUAGCAGUCAACAGUGAAUAGCUAGCUACCUGAUGAGUGACACUCAAGAGAGCUGCACUGCAAGUGUGUACUAGCACAGUAACACUCUGUAGUCAAUAAGACGAAACUGAUGGUGAUUUGUGGUCGGAUUUGUCGGUGUGGGACGGAAGACAAGCUAAGUCUGUGAGCUGGGCAAAUUGGGCACCUGCACUGCACAGAAGGCCCUCGUAGAAAUUAGAGUCACGAGGAUCAGAGUAAUACGUGAUGGUCCUUUCAACCCUGCU
This is a messenger RNA of Panicum virgatum (switchgrass), 1943 nucleotides long. Its product is annotated as polyol transporter 5-like. The transcript has 2 exons. Bases 267 to 1697 code for a protein of 476 amino acids. Gene Ontology annotation, biological process: transmembrane transport. The record is from RefSeq and is a predicted model, not a curated record. Gene Ontology annotation, cellular component: membrane. Gene Ontology annotation, molecular function: carbohydrate transmembrane transporter activity. Lineage: Eukaryota; Viridiplantae; Streptophyta; Magnoliopsida; Poales; Poaceae.